AACGCAUUUUCCCAAGGACAUGAAGAUUGUUUUUAACCCAGGCAGACAACCGUGGCAAAACACUAUUUUUACUCGUUCAAAGCUACGCAUUUUAUCGUAAAACAACAAAAAAAAAAUGCGUUAUAAUAUGUACUUUUGAGACAUCAGAGCGCGUUUUCCCAAGGACAUGAAGAUUUUUUAACCCAGUUAGACAACCGUAACAAAACGCUAUUUUUACGCGUUUAAAACCACACAUUUUUUGGUAAACAUAACAAAAAAACGCGUUCAAUCGUGCGCUUCUAAGACGUAAAAACGCGUUUUUGCGUCGUUUUUAUCUGACUGAAUAGAACCAGAUUACCUUAAAAAGUAAUUGGUAGGAUUUUAUUACAUAAUGGAAACAGAAUCGUAAGAAAAUAUUUAUUGUAUUGUCGUAAAUAUUAUGUUUGAAGUCAGUGUAUGUUGCCAUAGUAUGUUAUUAGUUAAAAUGUAUUAAAAAAAUAAAAUUGUACUUUACUUCAGAAAAUUUUUAACAUAUGUACUGAAGAGAACGAGUAAACAGAAUCGACUUUAUAUCAUAAAUAGGUCACUUUAAAGCACUUAAGUGCAGUUAUAUUCCACCUGAAUGUAUCUUUCUUUUUGUAUUAAAAAGGAAACGAAAUCAUUCUUCCAAAUUGAUGUGUUUCUUUUGAAUUUAUUCCAUAUAGAUAUUACUCACAUCCCGCGAUUUUAAUCCUUGCAUAAUAUCAUACUCUAUUAAACUUAUUCAAUGAAUUUUUUGUUUUUCUACAAUUUUAGAAAUAGCGUGAAAUUAGAAUAAACUAAUUUAUAUUAAAUAUAUGUAGGCAUAUGUUCAAUUUAUACUUUUAAUCAACUGAUAAUAGUACAUAAAAUAUUAAAUAUCGCAUAUUUUAUUAUAUACGUCAAAUAGACAUGAUAAUAAACUUAUUGCCAUGUUUUACUUCAGAAAAAAAAAAGAAAACGAAGAAAUCAUGCAGCUAUAACUUCAACUGUAAAAGACUAGGAAGUAAAUAGUUAGAGGACAAAUAAUUGACGUCACAGUUUUUUCUGUUCUCUUCUCCACAACUUUUUUUUUUUCAUUUCUAUUUAUAACAUUGCGUUCUUUAUUUUUUUUACAAAUAGGCAAACAUUUUUUUUUAUGCGUUAUGUUAUAUUAAACGUAAGUAAUGUGUAUGAUUUUUCAAAAUAACUAUUGUUAUUUAUAAGAUUUAUUUACUAAAAAAACUUUAGAAUAUCAUGAAGUAGAAAUCUUUUAAAUUAAUUUUUUUUGCUUCAUAUUAUAGUUAAUUCAUAAUUUUUUAAGAUUAAAUGACAUCCGGAAAAAAAGUGUUUUUAUGUUCUUGUUAACCUCUAUGAUAAAGAGAAAAAAAAUUAGAUGUUAAUUCUAUUCUAUAUAGAAACAGGUAAUUAUUCCAACUAAAAAAAAACGAGAUAACUAGUAAAUAUAGAGGUCAUAUUUAAUAUUCUAAUAAGUUCGAAAUACAUCCUUCUCAAUGUUCAACCGUAGAUGUUCUUUUUCCCUGACAUAAAAUAUAAGAAGAAAAAAAACAUCGUCUUCGUCUCCUCUAUGAGUGACAUUCUUCAUAUUUAUUUUGUGAUGAAAACAUGUCAUUAAUCUAUAAGCGUAAAAAGAACUUAUACUUUUUUUUUUCUUUAUAAGUUUCAUAUUAUAGGGAACAUUAAAUAGUUUUAUACUUACUUUUCUAUUCAGAAUAUAUUCUAUUAUUAAUCGAUUGUAGACAUAAAAUUUAUUAUAUAAUUUUAUUUAUAGAUUUUCAAAAAAUUAUUUUAUUAUCAAUAAUAUAGAAUCCAAUGGCAUUUCUUUUAAAUCCUGUACGACAUAGACGUUCAGUUUCGCCUGUAGUUCAAAGUUUACUUGAAUUAUGUGUUCAUUAUCAACAACAACAACAAAAUAAUCAAAAUAAUUUAACAUCAGCAUCUAAUGUAAAUACAAAUGAUGUAAAUGAACGAUCAAGACAAAAGAUUAAAUUAUUAGUUAAACGAAUAAAUAAAUCAAAGAAAAAUGGCUCGACUGAAGAUCUUGUACAAGCUAUUUUACAUAAAAAUUCAACAUCAUCAUGUAUUACUAUACCACGGUCACCUGAUGCCUCCAAAGAUCAAUCAUCACCAUCAAAUCUAAUCGUUGAAUAUUGUCGUCUUUGGCGUUGGCCGGAUUUAUCCGGUCAACAUGAACUUAAACCUAACGAUUAUUGUCGUCAUGCAUUCCAUUAUAAUCAUGAUCAUAUUUGCAUUAAUCCAUUCCAUUAUGAACGUGUACCACGUUCAUAUUCCGUUGAUGUUCCACGUUUACCAGUUGGAGCUCCGUUUGAUAUACGCUCAGCAUCAAUAGGUGAUACACUAUUCAAUCAAAUGCCUCCAAAUACAGCAUUCGGUCAAAUGCCACAAAAUACAACACAUCAGGAUCCAUCGGUACCAAUACCAUCUCCACCAGUAUCAUUACCAUCUCCUCCUAGUAUUACUUCUCAAGAUUCUUUUCUUUCACCAAGUUCUGAUGCUAAUAAUGAUGAAAAUCAACAAGAACCAGUAAUUCCAAUGGAUUUCGAUGAUAUAUCGACAAUGUCAUUAAAUUCUCAACAAGAACAAACUUCUCCUUGUGAACGUAUAUUAUUUCAAGAACCACGUGAAUGGUGUCAUAUAUCUUAUUAUGAAUUCAAACAUCGUGUUGGUGAACCAUUUCAUGCAACACAACCUGAAGUUAUUAUUGAUGGUUUAACAAAUCCAUCCGAUGGUGAACGAUUUUGUUUGGGUAGUUUAACAAAUAUAAAUCGCACAGGUGAAAUCGAACAAGUCAGACGUCAUAUUGGACAAGGAGUUAAAUUAUUUUAUUUACAAGGAAAUUUAUUUGCGGAAUGUAUGUCAAAGAAUCCUGUUUUUGUACAAAGUUUAAUAGCAAAUAAAAGAUUUGACUGGCAUCCAGCUACUGUUUGUAAAAUUCCACCAAAUGUUACCUUAAAAAUUUUCGACAAUGAGGAUUUUCGUCAAAUAUUAGCUCAAGCUGUUCGAGAAGGUUUUAGAUCUGUUCAUAAUUUAACGCACAUGUGUACUAUUCGUAUGAGUUUUGUUAAAGGAUGGGGUGUUGAGUAUGGAAGACAAGCAGUUACAUGUACACCAUGUUGGGUAGAAAUACGUUUAGAUGGUCCAUUUAAAUGGCUUGAUACAAUUCUUUCGACAAUGCAGCCAACUGAAUCAGUUACAAGUGUUUCUUAA
Adineta steineri is the source of this 3225-nucleotide messenger RNA. The record is from the annotation of a GenBank genome assembly. NCBI's taxonomy places the organism in Eukaryota, Metazoa, Rotifera, Eurotatoria, Adinetida, Adinetidae.